AUGGGCUCCAGUGACGUGAAAUUCCCAAUUCGAUAUGAAGAUCCCGAAUACCAGCAAAACCACCGCACGCUGUUCUCCGGAAAGUUGCUGACCCCAUUGGAUUAUGUUCUUCCGCCAGGUGUCAGCCAGCAGGAUUUUGAUAUUGCUAUUUCCGAGUUUCGAAAAAUUGUGGGCAAAGAACAUGUCUUUACCGGAGCACAUCUGGAGGAAUACGUCGAUCCCUAUGAGCUGUGGGAGAAGGAAGGCAAACGGAGAAUGCCAAGUGGUGCAAUAUGUCCUGCUUCCGAGGAAGAGUUGCGCGGUGUCUUGAGUGUCGCCAACAAACAUGGCAUUCCCGUAUGGACCUUUUCACGAGGCAAGAAUCUUGGAUAUGGUGGGCCUGCGCCGAGACUCAAUGGCUCGCUGGCUCUGGAUUUGCAUCGGAUGAAUAAGAUCAUUGAAGUCAAUGACAAGUUCUCUUAUGCAGUCGUCGAGCCAGGAGUGACGUUCACCGACCUAUACGACUACUGUGCAAAGCACAAGCUUCGGGUAUGGCCCAGCGUGCCGUCACUGGGAUGGGGUAGUGUCGUCGGCAAUACAGUCGACAGAGGGACUGGCUUCACACCCACAGCAACGCAUCAUCAGCAUAUCUGCGGACUUGAAGUCAUGCUUGCUGAUGGAGACGUGGUCAGGACAGGCCAAUUCGCGAUUUCGAAUUCGCCGUCCUCCCAUUUGUCGAAAUUCACCUUCGGUCCAUCGAUAGAAGGUCUUUUCUUGCAAAGCAAUCUCGCAAUCGUCACCAAGCUCGGGAUCUGGCUCCAUCCUCAACCACAGGCGUACAUGUCAUGCGCUUUCGAUAUGCCCAAUUUUGAAGAUGUGGAAACAAUUGUCGACAUCUUCGGCGAGCUACGAAGAGACGGCCUGCUCCCGAAUACUGUUUACGUCUCAAAUAUUGUCGAAUGGCUCGGUAUGACCGGAAAGCGAGCCGAACUAUGGCCUCACGAGGGACCAAUUCCUGAAUGGAGGCUCAAAGAGCUUCAGAAAGACUUGGGUUUCGGAUACUGGAAUGUCAAGUUUGGCUUGUACGGAGCCAAAGAGGUGGUCAAGGCACAUUUCAAUGAGCUCAAACGGAUAAUUGGCAAGGCUGCUCCGGCUUCUGUGAAUCGACUCCAGGGCCACAUCUUCUCGGGCGAGAACGAUGAGCUUCUCGAGGCGACUUCAAUCCCGGACCCUCAUGGGGGCUUCUUUGUCGGUGUGCCCAGUCUUUGGAGUUUGCCCAUGGUAAAAUACCGGUUGCCGACCGACAGGGUUGGGAUCGGUGCCCAUGCAGACUACUCUCCCAUCAUUCCUUCAUCAGGCAAGACUGUCUUGGAAUGGGUGAAGACAGCACGAGGCGUUUGCGAAGCGCAGGGGUUCGAUUUGUUCUGCGACUUUUUCAUGCAUGAGCGACAUGUCAUAUUCGUAAACAUGAUGGUUUUCGACAAGACCAAUCCGGAGCACCGGCGGGCGGUUGAUACCAUCUUCCGCAAUCUGUACCAGGAAGGACGGAAACGUGGCUUCAGCAAGUAUAGGUCGCAUGUCAACUACAUGGACCUCGUUGCCGACUCCUAUGACUUCAACGAUCACGCUUACCGGAGAUUUGUCGAGAGGUUGAAGGAUACUCUCGACCCGCAAGGGAUCUUGUCGCCUGGAAAACAGGGCAUCUGGCCUGCAAAAUAUCGGAGCGUUCGUGGAAAGCUGUAAAAUCAUGGACAAAUGGCGCAGGAGGCAUUGCAACAUCUAGAUUGUUGUAGGAUGUAAUCAUUACUUGGUCAGGCGUCAAAUAGUUAUACUGAAUUCCCC
This is a messenger RNA of Exophiala xenobiotica, 1821 nucleotides long. RefSeq lists its product as uncharacterized. Gene Ontology annotation, biological process: lactate catabolic process. The record is from RefSeq and is a predicted model, not a curated record. Gene Ontology annotation, cellular component: mitochondrion. Gene Ontology annotation, molecular function: D-lactate dehydrogenase (cytochrome) activity; FAD binding; D-lactate dehydrogenase (NAD+) activity. Lineage: Eukaryota; Fungi; Ascomycota; Eurotiomycetes; Chaetothyriales; Herpotrichiellaceae. The transcript has 6 exons. The coding region runs from base 1 to 1722 and encodes 573 amino acids.